AUGGCUGAUCAGCUUGUUGUAGUCGGCCUAGCUCCAGUACCGUUUGAUAGCUUGAAGAGGCUGCAAGUGAAGCUGAAGGGAGAGGAGGGUGACGAUGAGGAGCAAACACAGAAAGGUCCCCAAACACAAGCAUUGAAAGAACGACUUCUGGAUCUCCUAGGACCUGACGUUGCCAUAGAGAUCGUUGAAGAUUCAGUGCUGGAUGUGAUAUGCACUGAUUCGAUGAAGAAGGCCGUCAAGAAAACUCUGAAGAAAGAGAAGAAAUCCAUGAAUAAGAAACUUCUUCCCAGUUUCGCUGCUUUUGUAUCCCAAACCUUGAACAUGGCCAAAUUAUUGAGAGGAAUCGAGAUUGGAGACGACUUUUUUACUGUGACGAUCAAACUAGAUCAUGGUGAAAGGCUGAGGCUGCCUUCCACAUGUGUCCUCACUGAGGCUGGAUUUAUGCCAGUCCCAGGAACAAUACGAUCAAGGGAGAUGCAAUCCAUGUUUGCGAACAUUGGAUCCGAUUUCUCCUUCAGUUUUUUGGGGGCUGGGAAUGUGCAAUUUAAGAACACAGAAGCGGGCUCGUUGCCAGUCAUGGUCCAAACCACCGCAUGGACAACAGCUAAGGGGAUUGUUCUAUUAUCCUCGGCUGAUGCGUUGUCAGCCCGAAGCCUCGCGUUUUCUCGGCCUUCACUUUCGGGCUUUCGACGGCCAAAGCCUGCCCUUCCUAUUAUCCGCGAGCCACCAAAACCUGCCCACAGUGACAUUCAAACUGAUAAGAAUGAUGACGAGCCAACUGGAGAGAGACCAGAGUUGGCAAAGAAACCAGAUCCCGUGCCAGCUGUUGUCAAGCUAUCCAUACCCACGUUUACAGCAUGGAAGCAGAGAGCCAGUUCAGGGGUAUCAGCAAAACUAACGAAGUCUUCCACUCUCAACACUAAGGAUGCAUCGUUGAAGCAGUCAUCUGCUGCUGCCUCCACAAAGGAGAAUAAGGAGCCAGCGGUCUCUGCAGCAAAAAACAAGAAGUUAGAUGUAGAUAAGCCACCACCGAAGAAAGCCAAGACUUCACAUACCCCUGGAAAGGUAAGGGUUUGCAAGCAAGUCCUAGAAUCCCAUAUGUCCCUAAAUUGUGUGCUACGCAGGCUUUGGAUGCUUCAAAUCAAUCAAAGGCUCCUGGCAAAAAGAAACCAGAGGCAACGCCUGAAAAUGAGGACAUUUCCACCACU
Molecule: messenger RNA, 1208 nt
Organism: Closterium sp. Yama58-4
Lineage: Eukaryota; Viridiplantae; Streptophyta; Zygnematophyceae; Desmidiales; Closteriaceae
Source: the annotation of a GenBank genome assembly